Trichoderma asperellum CBS 433.97 is the source of this 1530-nucleotide messenger RNA. RefSeq lists its product as uncharacterized. NCBI's taxonomy places the organism in Eukaryota, Fungi, Ascomycota, Sordariomycetes, Hypocreales, Hypocreaceae. The record is from RefSeq and is a predicted model, not a curated record.
AAAACAUCUAACUGCCUCCGAAGCUCUACGUCUAAUAUAAAACUGCCUUGAUAGAACUUCAUAUAACUCGGAACUGGUUAUUGACAGCGCAAUUGACACUUUUUGAACGGUGGGAUCAUCAUGAUAUCAUUUAAUGCAGACGAACGCACAAUGGUUUGAUCGUGAUUGUUCGAUAAAGUGGGGGAAUGAGGGGAUCAGGCUACGAACUUACGAAGGUAGUCAAUAGGGCGCGCUUUACACGUUAAUUCGGACACAAAGCCUCAGAAACUUGGCACAACUCUGUUCUAGACAUAAUUGACUCUAAUUGAUAUAAGCUUAUUCCUUCUCCCUGAGUUCAACAUGGCGGCAGCUUCUGAUAGCUCACCUGUCUUUGUUACGAUCUCGGCUCUGGAUGCUGGCCAUCUUUCUCUGCCAGAGCACAUGUUUGUGAGCGAUGCCGACCCAGUGAAGAAAAAUCUUGUUCCUUCUCUCUCAUUCCUCAUUCGGCACCCGUCUCCCGAUGGCAGUGUGGCCAAUCUUGUCUUUGACCUUGGUAUGAAGCGCGAUCUGGAGUAUUCUCCUGCGCAGAAAAAGCGUCUUGAAGUCUGGGAGCCGAUAUCAACUGACACCGACUGCGCUCAAAGCCUCCGCAAUGGCGUUGCUGGUGCCCCGGGAGCUCAAAGCGGCGUUCUUUUGGAUCCGACCAAGGAUAUUAACUAUAUAAUCAUUAGCCACGCUCACUUCGAUCAUAUAGGGACGCCAUCAGAUUUCCCCACUGCAACUUUUGCUGUGGGAUCUGGAACUCUGGACCUAUUCAAAAAUGGUGCCGGACCAUUAUGUUCUGGCGACUUCUAUAUUGACGAUGAGCUACCUGCGCUCCGCACCAUUGAGUUCCCACCGGUGUCUCGCACAGGCACUUAUGGAAACGAGCCAUAUGCUCCAAAGCACACGCCAGUACCGUCAAAUAGCCAAGUCAAGCCACCGGCCGCGGUGUCUUCAUGGUCAUGGAAACCUCUAGGCGAAUUUCCAAAUACCCUAGAUUUCUUUGGCGAUGGUAGUCUCUAUGUCAUUGACUCGCCCGGCCACAUUUAUGGGCAUGUGAACUUGCUCGCCCGUCUUGGUGAAAAAAGAUGGGUUUAUCUCGCUGCAGACUGCUGCCAUGACAGGCGCCUGAUCACGGGAGAAAAGAAUAUAGGACUGUAUGAUGACGGACGCGGUGGGCAGCGGAGUAUCCACGUCGAUACAGCAGAGGCACGGGGGACUUUGGAUAAAGUAGUAGCUUUUGCGAAGAGCCAAGAAGCUCAAGGCCACAAAGUGGAAAUUGUUCUGGCUCAUGACCCCGUAUGGCGGAAGGAGAAUGCGCAUGCGUGCUGGCCAGGAAAGAUGUAGUACUAGUAGUAGUGCAUGGUAGUAGCAAGCAAGCAAGGUUAUCCAUCGGUUACCCAAGUUACUUGUUUUCCUAUACUUACAUUUCCGUUUCAUGUAUACAACUGUGCCUUUAGUAUAGAAAAUUUGUCAAGGAAGCUGACAUGUGAACGUGAAGCUUCCCGC